UAGAAUAGAGAGAAAGAUUCUUGAAUCUAAAUUCCUCUCUCUUCUGUUUUCUUUUUCUUCUCCUAUAAACAAAACAUGGGUUUCCCCUCUCCACAAUCACAAAACAGAUCAUUGUGUAUUUUGUGUUUUCAAGAACAAUGCCUGCAAUUCUAAAGAAUCCCUUUCUUCCUCUUCAUUUCUUCACCAUAGCCUUGAUUUUAUGUAUAAAAUUCCUUCUCUUUUCUUCUUGUUACUCCAUUGAUGAGCAGGGUAGAGCUCUUCUUGAAUGGAAGAAUAAUCUAACAAGUCCCACAGAUGUUUUGAGUUCAUGGAAUCCGGAAGCCACGACGCCAUGUUCAUGGCUUGGAGUUGUGUGCAACUCCAAUGGAGAGGUGGAGGAGAUAGCCCUGAGACUAUUGGAAUUGCAAGGUACAUUGCCUACAAACUUUCAGGCUCUUAAGUCCUUGAGGAUCCUUGUGAUCUCCGAGACGAAUAUUACUGGAAGAAUCCCGACAGAGUUUGGAGAUUAUAACAAGCUCAAUGUUCUUGAUCUUAGCAAAAAUAACCUAUUAGGAAAAAUCCCAGAAGAGAUUUGCAGGCUGAGCGAGCUGCAAGAUUUGUUUCUUAAUAACAAUGAUUUUGAAGGCAACAUACCCUUGAACAUUGGAAAUCUUUCAAGCCUUGUGAAUUUUCAAGUCAAUGACAAUGAUAUCGAUGGGGAGAUUCCAAAGAGCAUUGGAAUGUUGAAGAAUCUUUAUCUUUUCAAAGCUGGAGGGAAUAGACUUCUAGAGGGUUUGUUGCCAAAGGAAAUUGGAAACUGCAGCAGUUUAACGGUGUUAGGCUUAUCCGACAGCGGAAUCUAUGGUCCUAUUCCUUCAUCAAUCGGGAUGCUGCAAAGACUUCAGACCUUACACAUAUAUAAAUCACAACUUUUUGAUGCACUCCCAGAAGAGAUUACAAACUGUAGUGAAUUACAGACUAUUAGACUGUAUCAGAAUGGUAUUUCUGGACCGUUACCAAGACGAAUCGGGGAGAUGAAAAAGCUUAAAAUCCUUCUUCUAUGGUUGAACUUAAUGGAGGGUGAAAUUCCAGAAGAAAUUGGAAACUGCAACGAACUGGUAGUAUUUGAUCUUUCAGAAAAUCUUCUAACGGGACCUAUACCAAAAGGUUUCGGACGACUUCCGAAACUUCAAGACAUUCAACUAAGUCUUAAUCAGCUUACUGGUGCAAUACCACCUGAAAUUUUUAAUAUUUCGACUUUGCUUCAUUUGGAAAUAGACAACAACAAAUUAUCGGGGGAGAUACCAGAUAAUAUAGGCAACAUGAAGAACCUACGUACACUAUUAGUAUGGGGGAACAAUUUAACAGGCACUAUUCCCCUCACUCUAGCAGACUCCCCAAAUCUCACAUUGGUGGAUUUAUCUCUCAAUCACUUAACAGGUCCAAUACCAGCAAAGAUUUUCGCUAUGAAAGAACUAACUAAACUUCUUCUCUUAUCAAAUAAUCUAUCGGGGAUCAUUCCUUCCGAAAUUGGAAACUGUUCCACACUAUCCAGGCUAAGACUGUCUAUGAAUAAGCUUGGAGGUACAAUUCCAUCAAAGAUGGGAAAUCUCAAGAACUUAGAACUUCUUGACAUGGGUGACAACUUUUUUGUUGGAGGGUUUCCUUCAUCCUUUUCCAAAUGUGACAAGCUUGAGUCGCUUGACCUACGUUCAAAUCGGCUCACUAGUCUUCCAAAUACUCUGCCAAAGAACCUAGUGUAUUUUAAUAUAUCUAACAACAGGCUUAAAGGUCAGCUCAACCCCGACAUUGGAGGAUUAUUGGAAUUAACUAAACUAGAUCUCAAAAACAACCAGCUUUCAGGCAAAAUCCCUGCAGAAAUUGUUUCCUGUGAGAAAAUCCAGUAUUUAGACCUCAGCAGCAAUUUCUUCUCUGGGGAACUCCCUAAGCAAUUAGGUACAUUUGGUUCACUUGAAAUUGCUCUUAAUCUAAGUCACAAUCAGUUCUCAGGUCAAAUCCCAUAUGAAUUCUCUGGUCUCACCAAGCUAAGUAUUCUAGACCUCUCCCACAACAACUUCUCUGGGGAACUUAGCUUUCUUUCCGAGCUUGAAAACCUUGUCAUUCUAAACAUCUCCUACAACGACUUCUCCGGGAAAUUGCCCGACACACCCUUCUUUCAAAAGCUCCCUGAAAGCGCAGUUAUCGGAAACAAAAACCUCCUCUAUGGAGAAGAUAAUCCUAAAGACAAUGGGGAAUCCAGCAACAUAAGCAGACAAGCAUUACAUAUAGCUAUGCCUAUCUUCAUCAGCAUAUGUGCAGUGCUGUUAUUUUUAGCAUUCUAUAUGCCAAUUCGCACCCACAUGGCACGUUUCAUCAUCUUUACAGAAGGCAACAAAUGGGAAAUAACCCUAUUUCAAAAGCUCGAUUUCUCAAUAGACCACAUCAUAAGAAACUUAACUACAUCCAACGUGAUCGGCACCGGAAGCGCUGGUGCGGUCUACAGAAUCCCAACCCCAAAUGGGGAAACAAUGGCAGUGAAGAAAAUGUGGUCUACUGAUGAAACUUCCUUCAACACUGAAAUCGAAAUUUUGGGAUCAAUUCGACAUAAGAACAUAAUCAGGCUACUGGGAUGGGGAUGCAACAGGAAUGUGAAGCUCCUGUUCUAUGAUUAUCUUCCAAAUGGAAACUUGAGCUCCCUUAUCCAUGGCCCUGAAAAAGGAGAAGCAGAAUGGGAGGUUAGAUACGAAGUUCUUUUAGGAGUGGCUCAUGCUCUAGCAUAUCUUCACCAUGAUUGUAUUCCACCAAUCUUACAUGGAGAUGUGAAAACUAUGAAUAUCCUUCUCGGCCAUAAAUUUGAACCAUACCUAGCCGACUUUGGGAUAGCCAAAAUCAUGAGUACAAAAAGCGUCAAUGACGGUUCACAGAUGUCAUUGUCGAGAUCUCAACUUGCUGGCUCUUUUGGCUACAUGGCCCCUGAACAAGGGUCGAUGUUGAGAGUUACAGAGAAGAGCGAUGUUUAUAGCUUCGGUGUAGUGAUAAUGGAGGUUCUAACAGGGCGGCAUCCGCUGGACCCAACUUUACCAGGAGGAGCCAAUUUGGUGCAAUGGGUUCAAGAUCAUUUCGCCACACACCAAAACACAGCCGACAUUUUCGAUUCAAAGCUCAGAGGAAGAACCGAUCCCACAAUGCAUGAAAUGAUUCAAACUUUAGCCGUCGCAUUGAUCUGUGCCAGCGUCAAGGCCGAUGAUCGACCAUCAAUGAAAGAUGUUGUCGGCAUGCUCGAGGAGAUUCGACAAGUGGGAUUGGAAAGAGCUGCUACCGACGACACCAAAUCGGAAAUAGCGGUAGUGGUUGAAUCGCCGCCGUAACGGAAAUUUCUGUCCCUAGUUUCUAGUGCUCCUCUCUUUUCUGAUCAUUCAAUUUUGACGGUUCAGAAUGAGUUCACUUUUAUUUCUAAUUUGUAAAUUGAAAUGAUCAAAUUGUUGGGUGCAUUUUUGAACCACGAUCAUUUUGCGGCUCACCUCGACCACACGACA
This is a messenger RNA of Benincasa hispida (wax gourd), 3515 nucleotides long. RefSeq names its product Leucine-rich repeat receptor-like protein kinase family protein. Gene Ontology annotation, molecular function: ATP binding; protein kinase activity; protein binding. Gene Ontology annotation, biological process: protein phosphorylation. The record is from RefSeq and is a predicted model, not a curated record. NCBI's taxonomy places the organism in Eukaryota, Viridiplantae, Streptophyta, Magnoliopsida, Cucurbitales, Cucurbitaceae.